AUGACAGAGGUGCAGGUGCUCAACUACCGCUACAUUGGAACUGUCCACAUACCCCAUGCCCGCUGUAAGGAGAAAAGGCCUUCCCUCGAUUCCAACAUUUCACACACCACUCAAGAUCUGAACUCUGUCACGGACUCUCGUCGGACAUCAACAGAACUGAGAAAGACAUAUUCAGUCAGCCAUCCUAGAGAAGUUCGUGAUCAUCGCGACAUUCGAGAAAACAGAGACAGCAGGGAGAACAGAGAAAACAGGGAGAACAGAGAAAACAGGGAGAACAUAGAAAAUAGGGAGAACAGAGAGAACAGACCUCGCUCCAGCUCAGCAACUGACCUGGGCUUUAAAGUAUUGUACCAGAAAUAUGAUGAUGAAUUCCCAGAUCUACUGCUGGAGACCAGUCGAUGUGGUCAGACCCGCAUGGACUGGCUGGAUGAACCUGACCUUCAUAAACUGACUUCUUUAGCCCUCCUUGAGCUUGAUAUUCUCUUCACAGAGCACAAUAUUCAUCACCGGUGGAGAAAACUGAAAAAAAGGAAGCAAAGCAAAGAAGGUUAGAAUUACAAACUUAUUAUCACUUUAGUUUUACUAAUUCAGUGUAGAGCAAAAUUUAAAUUUAAAAAAAUUAUGGAGUGAAUUAAAG
This is a messenger RNA of Cherax quadricarinatus, 637 nucleotides long. Lineage: Eukaryota; Metazoa; Arthropoda; Malacostraca; Decapoda; Parastacidae. The record is from RefSeq and is a predicted model, not a curated record.